AAUUCUUUCACCGCUCGUCCUUGUCUGGAGGCGUGGAUUCUUGGUCAUUAAUAAAGUUUUGAUUUUUACCAAAAGUCGACGAUCGAUGGCGAAGCGGAGAGAGGUAGAUGGCGAUGAUAAUGGAUCGGUCCGGGCAGAGCGGGAUUGAUAUAAUAGAUUAUAUCGGAUUGGAUCGAGGUCGAAGAAGAGGGUGAAGGCAAGAGGGCCCAAAAGGGGGGCGAAAAAAAUGGAGUUCCCGCCCAUCGACCCCUCUUGAAAUCUAGUAGAGCACAGCCGCACAGGAGCGGGGGCAGGCGAAGCAGGUGGCCAAGCACGAGGAGAGAGAGAAGAGAAGGGGGAGGACGAGGAGCGAACUCAGAGCACGCGUUGCGGUGAAGCGUACGGGGACGAGAUGGACACGCCCGAGCGGAGCAAGGUCGCCGGGACGCCGAUCUCCAAGUUCGAGGAUUCACCUGUUUUCAACUUCAUUAAUAAUUUGUCUCCAAUCCAGCCUGUUGAGCCACAAGAUUCAUUGCAUGUUACACAAACGUACCAAUCACUGAACUUUGCUUCUCUUUCUUCAAUAUUUAGUUCACCACAUAUCAAUCCUCCAAGGGAAACUAGGUCCUCUGGAAGGGUUCCUCUCACAAACUCCAUUAAAGAGGAUAAUGCAUCGAAUAAUGCUGAUGAAAGUAACUUAUUGUUGGAGGUUUCUGAUGUUGCUAGGCCAUCCCGAUUCACUACAAGCGCACAGGAAAAUUGCAUGAUAGCAUGUUCACUCAAUGAGGCUACUGUCGAUCCUCCUGAUCAGUGCCCAAAUCUCCCGAGUACUUUUCCUCAGCCAACCCAAUAUGAAUCCGGUAGUCCUGAUCAUAACCUGACACCUUGCUAUGGUAUUAAAAUGGAUGAUAAGCUAUACGUUGAUAAUACUUCAGUUGAGCUUCACCUGAUUCAAACUAGUGUAGAGCAGCGCAAAAUUUUGUUUGCUAUGGGAAAUGAUGUUCAAGAAACUCAUUCGUUUGAUCUGACCAAAGAUGAAGCAUUUGGGUGUGACUGGGAAAGUUUAAUCUCUGAUGAUGGUGAAGGAUUGUUGAUCUUUGAUUCCUCCAUGGAGCUGGAGGCCCAAAUGGGAGAAGCUGAGAAAAGUAUGGAUGAUGAUGGGAAUAUAUUUGCUUCUCUAUUGACAAAUUUCACAGAGAAUGCUGAUUGUUUACAGAAAAUACAACCUGAUAUCUCCCAUGGUUCUUGUGUCCAUAAUGUCAGCAAUGACCCUUCAUCAAGUUGUACUGAAGGUUGUAAUAUGGAUCAUGAAACAGAUUGUGCCAAAAAAGUGCUGUCUGAUACUUGCCAGGAUCAGGUUGACAUCCACCAACAACGAGGAAUGCUUAGACGGUGUUUGGUUUUUGAGCUUGCUAGUGUUUCUAAAAAGAAUCUCACGCCAUCUACUUCUUCCUCCAAAGGCAAGAGAAUCUGUGGAGCCAACAAUUUGAAGCUUAAAACUACUCCAUUACGUGCCUUGCCUGGGAUCGGGUUACAUUUGAAUGCCCUUGCUACAACAUCGAAGGAUACAAUGGUUACAAAAGAUGCACCGACAUCUGGAAAACAAGUAAUCAGCAUUCCAAUUGAUCCUCUUAUAUCAGAGACAACUGAGAGGGAAAAUCCAACAAAUUCCUUAUCUGUUGGAAAGGAUUCUGGCCCUGAGGAUAGCGAAGGCCAUCUCCAAAUUGUUCCUUAUGAUGAUCCAAAGGAUGCAAUCAUUAAUAACUGCGAGGAGUUGACUCAAGGUAGUCCAAAGAAGAAGAGACGCAAGACACAAAGUGGAGGCGAUAGUGAAGGAUGCAAGCGUUGCAACUGUAAGAAGUCAAAAUGUCUGAAACUCUACUGUGAGUGCUUUGCUGCUGGAGUCUAUUGUUCUGAGCCCUGUUCAUGUCAGGAGUGUGUUAAUAAACCUGUCCAUGAGGAAACUGUUCUAGCUACUCGUAAGCAGAUAGAGUCUCGUAAUCCGCUUGCAUUUGCCCCAAAAGUUAUUCGAACAUCUGAAUCUGGCCUCGAAGUAGGGGAUGACGACAACAGGACUCCUGCUUCAGCGCGACAUAAGAGAGGAUGCAAUUGUAAAAAAUCAAAUUGCCUGAAGAAAUAUUGUGAAUGUUACCAGGGUGGAGUUGGGUGUUCAAUUGGGUGCAGAUGCGAAGGAUGCAAGAAUCUAUUUGGAAGAAAGGAUGGUACUCUUCCAAGUGCUGAGGGAAUUGAUCAAGCCGAGAAGGAAGCUGAUGCAUACAUUAAGGAAGAUGAUAAACUAGAAGAUGGACAACAAAGCACAAGCAUUCAAAUUGAGCAUCAUGCUCCAGGAAACAUUUUGCCAGCCACACCAUUGCGAAGUAUCAGGCUACCAGUUGAAAUGCCAUUCUAUUCAAGUUCAAAACCUCCACAACCAACUAGGCUUUUGAUCGGACGCUCACCUGCGCUCUAUGGCUCUCACAUGAUUCGGAAACCUGAAUUUGUUCACCUUCAAACUAAGCUGGACAAUGUCACCACAAUUCUCGAGGAUGAUGACACUCCUGCAAUUCUAAGAUCCACUGCAACUUCCACCACUGGCAUCAAGGUUUCUUCCCCUAAUGGGAAGAGGGUUUCGCCUCCGCACACCGGAGUUGGUUUGACACCACCGAACCGCAAAGGCUGCAGGAAACUGAUACUGAAAUCAAUCCCCUCCUUCCCAUCUUUAAGCACUGAUGAUGCUGAACACUGAUGUUUAGCUGAUCCGGUGUAGUUUCAGUUUACCGUUCGAUUGUGAAUGUGAAUGCUAAUGCGAAUGGACUACUGAAGUAGCCCACAAGGCGCAUCGACAGUCCACAAGGCUCAUGGACACCUCCACGGACCUCAGGCUUUGAGCAGUUUAUCGUUGAAGAUUAUACGAGAUAAGAUUAGUUUGUGUUGCAAGUACCAUUAGUAGUGCUGUAAUACUUGUUCAUAAAGUGCACUUGUAGCAUCAAUUCCUUCCAGGUUUAUUUAUAAAGUGUUCUCUUCUAUCUUCA
Messenger RNA from Zingiber officinale, 3011 nucleotides. RefSeq names its product protein tesmin/TSO1-like CXC 3. Gene Ontology annotation, molecular function: DNA-binding transcription factor activity. Lineage: Eukaryota; Viridiplantae; Streptophyta; Magnoliopsida; Zingiberales; Zingiberaceae. The record is from RefSeq and is a predicted model, not a curated record. The transcript is spliced from 10 exons. The coding region runs from base 392 to 2725 and encodes 777 amino acids.